This is a messenger RNA of Durio zibethinus, 2261 nucleotides long. The record is from RefSeq and is a predicted model, not a curated record. Lineage: Eukaryota; Viridiplantae; Streptophyta; Magnoliopsida; Malvales; Malvaceae.
UCAAGUAUUUACUAUAAAGUCUUAAACCCUACUCUGCCUCUCUGCCUUUCUAAAACCCUAAUCUAACUCCCUUCCAUUCCCAACACUGUUAUAAGGAACAACUCUUCAAAAAAAAAAAGAAAAAAGAAAAUGAUGAACACCGUAUUAAAACGCACAGCUUCCUUGGCUUCCAGGCGGAUCCUUACCGCCUCCGCCCAAACUUUCCUUCACCACUUCCACUCAAGAGCAGCAGCAACAGCCAGGAAUGCGGAGACUCUUUUUAUUAACAGAUUCAAACCCUUCUCUGCCUUUCUGGGGUCUGCAGCGAGGGAGUUCCAUGCCAAAUCAGGGCCGUUGGCAUCGCGGAGCUUGCAGGCGGAGUAUGCCGUCGAGGAUUAUGAUGAAGAGAAGGGAGGUGAUGGGCUUGAGAUCUCUAAUCUGGGGAUUGCUCCAGAAAUUGUUUCUGCUUUGAAAAAUAGGGGUAUCAUCAAAUUAUUUCCUAUCCAGAGAGCGGUGUUGGAACCGGCAAUGCAAGGAAGGGAUAUGAUUGGACGGGCUAAGACAGGGACAGGCAAAACGCUUGCCUUUGGGAUUCCUAUCAUGGACAAAAUCAUUCGAUACAAUGCUCAACAUGGACGUGGUAGGAACCCCUUGUGCUUGGUUUUGGCACCAACAAGAGAACUUGCUAAACAAGUUGAGAAGGAAUUUCAUGAGUCUGCCCCCAACUUGGAUACAAUUUGUGUUUAUGGAGGUACACCCAUUUCCCACCAAAUGAGGCAACUUGACUAUGGCGUUGAUGCAGCUGUUGGUACACCUGGCCGCAUUAUUGAUCUGCUCAAGAGGGGCGCUCUCAACUUAACAGAGGUUCAAUUUCUUGUUCUUGAUGAAGCUGAUCAGAUGCUUCAAGUUGGAUUUGCUGAGGAUGUUGAAACAAUACUGGAAAAGUUGCCUGCGAAUCGUCAAAGCAUGAUGUUUUCGGCAACAAUGCCUAAUUGGAUCAAAAGCCUUACACAGAAGCACUUGAAAAAUCCGUUAACUAUUGAUCUGGUUGGAGAAUCUGAUCAGAAGUUGGCAGAAGGAAUUUCCUUGUAUUCAAUUGCAGCAGAUAUGCGUGGAAAAGCAUCAAUUCUUGGUCCUCUAAUAACAGAGCAUGCCAAAGGAGGAAAGUGUAUUGUUUUCACUCAAACAAAGCGUGAUGCUGAUCGGCUAGCAUAUGCCAUGGCAAGAAACUUUAGAUGUGAGGCUUUGCAUGGUGAUAUCUCCCAAAACCAGAGGGAGAGAACUCUCUCAGGCUUCCGAGAUGGCAAUUUUAAUAUUUUAGUUGCUACUGAUGUUGCUGCUCGUGGCCUUGAUAUACCUAGUGUUGACCUGGUAAUACAUUAUGAGCUUCCGAACACGUCUGAAACUUUUGUUCAUCGAACUGGUCGAACUGGUCGUGCUGGAAGGAAAGGAAGUGCAAUUCUUAUCUACACUCAAGACCAGAGUAGGGCUGUUAAGGUUAUUGAGCGAGAAGUAGGAUGCAGAUUUUCUGAGCUUCCUAGGAUUGAGAUUGAUGGUGGGAGCACUGGCAUGUUCAAUGACAUGGAUGCUGGUAGUCGAUUUGGGUCAUUUGGAGGUACACGAGAUCGUAGAUAUGGUGAUAGGGGUUCUGGUCGUUCUGGUAGUCAAGGGGAAUAUGGAUUUGGCCGUCCUGGAGGCAAUAGAAGUCCUGGAUUUGGUCGUAGUAAUGGUCAGUUUUCUGAUGAGAUGGGUGGUUAUGGGGGAUCUAGCUCUAGUCGCUUUGGUUCUAAUAAUUGGUCUGGAAACUUUGGUGGUUCUGCAUUCAACCGCCCAGGUGGAUUUGGGAAGUUGGGUAAAUCAGAUCAUUCUAGUGGCUUUGGCAGCUUUGGUCCUAGACGUACUAGUGGAUUUGGAGACUUUGGUUCAGGUAAUCGAGGUGGAUUUGGUGACAAUCGUUCAGGCCAAAGCAGUGGAAGACUUGGUGAUUCUCAAUCUAGUCCUUUUAGCAGCUUUGGGGGGUCCAAUUGAUAACGAUCAGAGCACUGGAAGAAGACCCUUCUAAAUUCUUUUGAGGGAAGAAGGCUCCGUUCCAGUAACAGCUACCAGUGGGAAACAGAUACUAAGAUACUAUAAUUUUCUUGGUACGUGAAAAUUUGUUGGGAAGAGAGAGUGAGAACCCACGCUCCCUUUCCUCUCUCCUCUCCGGAUAGGGCAUAGCUCAACCAAUUUUUUACGAAAGGGAAAUAAUUUUUACAAAAAUUGUAUUUGAUAUUAUUAUAAUU